AUGUCCUUGGACGAACAACCAACCAUGGAGCCGAACCCGAAAAGAGUGAAAACUGAUAGUGGGACGGUAAAUGGGACAUAUAAGACUCAAGCUCCGACGAAACGGGUGAUGGAGGCGCUUUACUCUGAGUCUGUGGUGGCCAGGCUGUGGCACGUCGCUGCAACGGCACUGGGAAGCAGCAAUCCGCCGAUUCUAUUUCCCGAGUAUACCGGGAAAGACAGCGCUACUUAUGUCUACCGAAGCCUCGACUUCUGGACUUCUGGGUUCUUCCCGGGGUCUUUGUAUCUUCUCCUCGAGCGGUUGACAAAAUAUCCUCAAAAUACACGAUUAUCUCAAGCAGCCAAUGAGAAGGGCCUCUCAUCCAUGCCCCAUCCCCUCCAGAUCGAGCAUCUGUGCAAGUGGUGGACGGCCAACCUACAUCAAAACGCGCUAAAGCGCGACACCCACGACCUAGGCUUCAUGAUCGCGCCAUGGGCAAUGAAAGCAUGGGAAAUCCAGAGAGAUGCAGCCGCAUACAAUAGUCUGGUCAUGGCGGCGCACUCCCUUGCUAGUCGUUUCAACGCUACCACCCAGUGCCUACAAAGCUGGGACGUCUGUAUCACGAACCGGUACUCCUUCACAGAUCCCUCGAAGGACUUCCUCGUCAUCAUUGACAAUAUGUUGAACCUGGAUCUUUUAUUUUGGGCUGCUCGAGAGACGUCAAAUAAGUCCCUGUAUGAUAUCGCGCUGGCGCAUGCGAAGACAACCCAGAAGCACCACAUCCGGGAGGACAAUACGACAUUCCACGUGGUGAACUUUGAUGCAAAGACUGGAGAUGUCAAAGCCAAGUUCACAAAUCAGGGCUACAGCGAUGAUAGUUGCUGGGCACGUGGUCAGGCCUGGGGAAUUCUGGGUUUCAUGCAGACAUUUGAGUGGACUUGUGAUAAGACCUUCCUUGAGACAGCGAGAGCACUGGCUGAUUAUUUCCUUGCCCAUCUCCCGGCUGAUGGUGUUCCCUAUUGGGAUUUCACUGCGCCCGUCACUCCAACAAGUCCAAGAGAUACUUCGGCAGCUAUGGUUGCUGCUUGUGGCCUAUUGCUCCUUCACAAGGCGCUGAAAGGUACACCAGACGGAGAACGCUAUCUGCAGGAGGCGAUCAAUCUCGUAGAUGCCACCAUCUCGAAAUUCUUGAAUCCACCAACGGUUCGCUUUCAGAUUACUCAAUCCACGUCGCAGGUUCUGGUCUACCCGGAAGGCUGCUUGGAUGAGCACGAUAGCGAUGGCUUUGAGAAAUUGACCGUUGUGAAUCAGUUCACUUCAAAAUUGCGUGAUACAAUUCUUGACGGCGCCACCAUCAACAACUAUGAAUUCGCACCCAGAAGGUGGUCUAACCAUGGACUUGUCUAUGCUGACUACUACUUCCUUCUCUUCGGCAACAUGCUUCUGGAUUUGGGUUUGGUGAACGGAGGAUCUCAAUGCAUUGACUAG
Penicillium daleae is the source of this 1467-nucleotide messenger RNA. Its product is annotated as glycoside hydrolase family 88 protein. Gene Ontology annotation, biological process: polysaccharide catabolic process. Gene Ontology annotation, molecular function: chondroitin hydrolase activity. The coding region runs from base 1 to 1467 and encodes 488 amino acids. Lineage: Eukaryota; Fungi; Ascomycota; Eurotiomycetes; Eurotiales; Aspergillaceae. The record is from RefSeq and is a predicted model, not a curated record. The transcript has 3 exons.